Molecule: messenger RNA, 2970 nt
Organism: Camellia sinensis
Lineage: Eukaryota; Viridiplantae; Streptophyta; Magnoliopsida; Ericales; Theaceae
Source: RefSeq, a predicted model, not a curated record
UUACACCAGUCUUUUUUUUUUUUUUUUUUGCAUGUCUGUACCAAACUUCGAAUUUUAACAAACACUUGGGUAUUUCUGACUCAAGUAUGUGGUAUUCGUUGAUCACAGAAUAAUUACCCAUUGAAUUGUGUGAAAGUACACAGAUUGAACAUAUUAGUGAGUAGUUGGAGAGAGAAAAGAAGCAAAGCCCCAAGAAGACUAACCAUUUUAGAACCCUGGGGAUCUACUUGUUGAAAAAUUAAAUAAAAAAAGUGACCCACGUUUAGACUAAAAUGGUAGCGGAAGUUUCCUCAUGAGCUUCGGCGAGACUUACAGGCUUCCACGGCGUGGAAAAUGUGUGUGGAUAAAGACAAGCUAGUCAUGACUUAAUAAAAAAAGACUUUGAAGGAGACAGUAGUUUAGUUUGCAUUUGUAAGAUAAGCAAGUCAUGAGGACUUAAAAGACUUCCAAAGGAGACAAUAGUUCAUUUUUAUGUAACAUUUGGAAGAUAAGCUAGUCAUGCCUUACAUGACCAUGAUCGUGGGGUUAUCUAUCCUUGUGAAAAUUGUAUAUUCCAGCAGUCCUCCUGAUGAUUUCAUGUUUAAUGGAUACCCACUGAAGUUGGGUGGAACUGCAAAGCUUGAUUCCAAUGGCCUAUUCACGCUAACCAAUGCUACAAUGCGAGAGAUAGGUCACGCUUUCUACAACUUUCCCCUCCAAUUCAAGAACUCCACAAAUGACGGUAGUGUCAUCUCCUUCUCUACGACUUUCAUCUUUGCAAUUGUACCGGAGUACCCAAGACUUGGUGGCCAUGGAUUGGCCUUUGUUGUUUCACCUUCCAAAGAGCUCCAAGGAGCUCUAUCUAACCAAUAUCUUGGGAUCUUCAAUGCUACCAACACUGGGCUUAGUUCAAAUCAUAUUGUUGCUGUUGAGCUAGACACCGUCCAAGACUUUGAAUUCGAGGACAUAGAUGACAACCAUGUUGGCAUCGAUAUUAACGGCUUGAAAUCAAUCAAGUCUGCUAGUUCAGGUUACUUUCCUACACGUGAAAAUGAUACCUUUAAUGAUCUAAACCUCAAAAGCGGUGACCCAAUGCAGGUUUGGGUGGAAUAUAAUGGAGUAGACAAGCAACUUAACGUUACCCUUGCUCCAAUUUAUGUACCCAAGCCUGACCUCCCACUCUUAUCGUUGACGCGAGAUCUUUCACCAGUCCUGCAUGACUACAUGUAUGUAGGCUUUUCAACCUCCACAGGUUUACUUGCCUCAUCUCAUUACAUACUAGGUUGGAGUUUUAAGAUGAAUGGUCAAGCUGAACCGAUUGACCUGUCUCACCUUCCCAAUAUCCCCGGGACACCACAAGUGAAAGAAAAUAAAAAGAGAAUGUUGGCAUUGGCAAUUGUUGUUCCCUUCAUAGGACUUCUUGUACUCCUAGUCCUCACCUUUGGUGCUCUGCUAAUCAUGAGGAAGAAAAAGUUCACGAAAGAGCUGGAGGAUUGGGAGUUCCAGUACGGCCCUCAUAAAUUCUGUCAUAAGGUUCUAUCCAUGGCAACAAAGGGUUUCAAAGAGAAAGAACUUCUUGGCAGGGGAGGCUUUGGUAGGGUGUACCGGGGUGUGCUACCAACGUCGAAUAUACAUGUUGCCAUCAAAAGAGUUGCCCAUGAUUCGAGACAAGGAAUGAGGGAAUUUGUAGCAGAAAUUGCAACCAUAGGCCGGCUGCGCCACCCAAACUUAGUCCGCCUCCUUGGCUAUUGCCGGCAUAAGCAAGAACUCCUCUUGGUUUAUGAUUUCAUGCCCAAUGGAAGUCUAGACAAGUUUCUUUAUGGCCAACCCAAGGGGAUGCUAAAUUGGAUGCAAAGAUUUAAGAUCAUCAAAGACAUAGCAUCAGGCCUCUUCUAUUUGCACCAACAAUGGGUACAAGUUAUCAUUCAUAGAGAUAUCAAGGCCAGCAAUGUCUUGAUCGACAGUGACUUCAAUGCAAGAUUAGGAGAUUUUGGGCUUGCCAAAUUAUGCAAUCAUGGAGCCGAUCCUCAAACCUCUCACUUGGCAGGUACUCUCGGCUAUAUUGCACCUGAGCUGGCUCGUACUGGAAAAGCAAAUACAAGCACGGAUCUGUUUGCAUUUGGGACAUUCAUGCUAGAGGUUGUCUGCGGUAGAAGGCCGGUGGAACAUCAGGCUUCUCCCGAGAAGAUAAUUUUGAUAGAUUGGGUCUUUGAGUGCUUGGAAAGGGGAAACAUUCUUGAGGCCAUUGAUCAGUGUCUUGGAACCGAGUAUGUGGUUGAGGAAGCUGAGUUGGUGUUGAAGCUCGGGUUGCUUUGCUCACAUGCUGUGGCUGCAGCUAGGCCGAUCAUGUCUGAUGUCGUAAAAUACUUGGAAGGUGAAGCUCAAUUACCUGAUAACUUGAGUGAUAUAAUUAAGUCUCGGGAUUUCAGUGAAGCCACAAAUGGACAGGAUGUGGCACCAAUUUCUGUUCCAUCAGUAACAAUCACAGAGCCAUUUGUCUCUAGAGGCCGUUGAAUUACUUGAUCUCUUUUAACAGCAGCUGUUCUGUAAGUUCUGAGCUAUUUUCUAGAUUAUUUAGUCAUCCAAUGGUUAUCAGCAAGUCUUUGUUCAUCUAAAUAAGUAUAUAAACUCUGCCUUUCGCAAUUUUUAUUCUCAUCACUUUCAUAUCCUUCUUGAACUCAGUGAAUCUCAGUGAAUCCCAUUCAUGCUUCCACUACCCCAACAUGCAUAUCCAUCAAUGAAGUGUGGGGAUGUAAAAUGCUGUUUAAAAUUAGAUAUCCAAUGUUAUUGGUUGCAGGCUGGUGGUGAAUAUGAAAUUGCAGAUGUGAAAGCUCCCAAAAGCUACUAUAUACUCUGCCUCUUUUUAUACAUAUCAAAAACCAAACUAUCUAAUGAACAUUGGUUGUUGUCUUUGAUUGCCUCCAUUUGUUAUUGGUGGGUCGGUGGACCUGAUAAGUACUGUUUACUCAACGCUACUGUUCACUCUAACAC